CCGUGCACCGUGGUGGCCCCAUGGCACGGGUGGUGGUCCCCUGGCAGGGGUGGUGGCCCCAUGGCAGGGCUGCUGGCCCUGCAGGGGUGGUGACCCCGCUGCGUGCCCGCAGGCAGAGCUGGCACGGUGCUUCCAGCGGAGCCAGCAGCAUGCACGAGGGCUGCAGGAGCCCGCGGAGCUGCGCCCCUGCUCCCUGCUCGGGGGCAGCCGCCGGCCCCACGCCCUCUGCGCCCGCAUCAUCCAGCAGCAGCGGCAGCUCAUCGCCGACCACCGGCUGUCGGUGCCGCGGGCGCUGCAGGAGCUGUACCAGACCCACCUGCGGGAGCUGCCGGGGGGCCCCGACCGCACGGACACCGCCCCCCCCGAGGGCACGUCCCUGCCCCAAAUCCCACGGGCAUCCAGAGCAGAGAGCCUGCUGAACGCGGAGCAGGACAGAGGGAGGGCGCAGGACCCCAGGCACCCCACGGCACCGUGGCCCCCUCUGCACCCCAAGGGGGACAGCGCCCCGAGCCCCGUGUUCAAGAUGAGCCAACGGGCACGGUGGAAGGGGAGCGCGGUGGUGCCGAUCCCACUGCCUGGCCGUGGCGCGGUGGCCCUAGAGGUGAGCACAGCCCUGCCCACAGCACCGAAGCCCCAAGGUGGGGGUGUUUAUGGGUGCUGUGUGCCCCAGCAGCGCACGCCGCAGGCCAGCACAAACACCCAGCACGACGCCUCCCUGGGCAGUGGGACCGGCUCAGAGGUGGCUGUGGGACGCAGAGAGAGCAGGGAGACGUCGAGCAGCACCAAGAGAAUCUCAGCCAAGGCCACCCGGCGUUGGUCCCACAACCCGGGUGGGGACAUCCUGGAGGGGACAGCCGCCGUCCUGGGGGCCACCCAGCCCAGCCCCUCCCUGGGCACCCGGCCGUGGGCACGCAAGAAGCUGGAGACGAGGGAAGGGUCGCUGGAUGCCAAAAGGAGGAAGGGCAGGAGGUCGCGGUCCUUCGAGGCCACCGGCCACAGGCUCGUGGCCUCCCCAGGCUCCCAAAUGCUGCAGAACCUCUCCAAGCCCACGAUGCCGGUGGGGACAUGGGCAGCUGGCACCCGGGGGCCCCCCAAAACUCUGCCCAGAGCCAGGCCCCCGCAGAACCAGCAGCCAGGUGCUGGGGACCCGUCCCUGCCCAUCCCCACCAGCACCAGGAAGGGCCAGCACCCGCGGCUCGGCUGCGUCGUGGCGAGCGGCACCGGAGCCUCCGGCAAGGGUGCACGGAGCUGCCGGUGCUGAGCCAAGCGGCCGUCCCCGAGCCAAGGCAGGGGGCUGAGAGCUGCCAGCACCAGCCCCUGGCACAGCCCCUGCUGGGGCCGGCCACGCCGCUCUCCCCGUGCCAAACCUCUACUGAA
Messenger RNA from Cygnus olor (mute swan), 1377 nucleotides. RefSeq lists its product as uncharacterized. NCBI's taxonomy places the organism in Eukaryota, Metazoa, Chordata, Aves, Anseriformes, Anatidae. The record is from RefSeq and is a predicted model, not a curated record. Bases 524 to 1261 code for a protein of 245 amino acids. The transcript is spliced from 7 exons.